ACAUACAUACAUACAUACAUACAUACAUACAUACAUACAUACAUACAUGCAUACAUACAUACAUACAUACAUACAUACAUACAUACAUGUAUCCAUACAUACAUACAUACUUACAUACUUACAUACAUACAUACAUACAUACAUACAUACAUACAUACAUACAUGCAUACAUACAUACAUACAUACAUACAUACAUACAUACAUACAUACAUACAUACAUACAUACAUGCAUACAUACAUACAUACAUACAUACAUACAUACAUACACAAUGAUCAAUCUAUCCUUCCAUCCAUCAGCAAUGCAUACAUCCACUAUCCAUCCAUCCAUCAUCCAUCCACCCAUUCAUCAUCCAUUCCUCCAUCCAUCAUCCAUCCACCAUCUAUUCACCCAUUCAUCGUCCAUCCCUCCAUCCAUCAUCCAUCCACCAUCUAUUCACCCAUUCCUCAUACGUGCAGCCAUCCAUCCUUCCAUCAUCCAUCCAUCCAUGCAUAAAUACAUCCACCAUCUGUCCAUCUAUCCAUCCAUCCAUUAAUCCAUACAUACAUCCAUACAUAAAUAUAUCCAUCAUCUACCCAUUCAUCAUACAUACAUACAUGCAUACAUCCAUCCACCAUCUAUCAUCCAUCUACCCAUUCAUCAUAGAUCCAUACAUCCAUGCAUACACCCCUACAUCCAUGCAUCCAUCCAUCCAUCCAUCCAUCCACCCAUCCAUCCAGACCUGGAUUAGAGACUAUUUUGUCUCUGAUAAACCAUGAUGUGGUGUCUGAUUCUGACCACUCCUGAGUUCUACAUGGAAGAGAACUGAUCAGACUUUUCCAUAACAGCAAAGUUGUAUUAUAGUAGAACAUGUGUGCAUCUUCAGGCUCUUCAUCUGAAAUAAAGCCUGAUCAGUGAGUGAAUGUUUACGAACGAGGUGCUCCGUGUGGUGCUGAUACUCUACCCUGUUCCAGUUCACCUUUCAGCAUCAGAUUACAGUCUUCUGAUUGGACCGGAUCAGGACAUUAACCUAGUCUGUGGGCUACUGAUGACGGUCACAGAAACAGGGUCGUUUUCAGGUUAAAUACUUACUAAAUGAACACUUACAAUAAAGCUGAACUGGAGAGUAUGAAGCAGUUCUUCUGGCUGCACACUGAAUUGACUUCCAGUUGAUCUCAAACAGAUACAAUCCUGAAAUUCCCUUGAAAGUUGGAGCAGAACCAAAGUUGCUCUCAGGGUGUGCUUGUGAGAGCAGCAGGAAUCCUGAUAUCUGUAAACACCAUCGCACACUAAGGAAAGUCUUGCCAUUUGUUUCUCGAGUUGCACUGAUCUGGAUUUUUAAAGAGGGACUAUGUCAAAUGAAGAGUGAAGGAUUCAUCCUGGGGAUGCUGCUGCUGCUGCUUCCAGAAGCUGAGCUUCUCUCAAGUCAGAUGAGGAAAACAACGCCGGGACACGGGGAAAUCAGCGUCCGUGUUAUUUGAACCUGCUGCUGAAUCAGUCAUGAGGAAACAUCACUCCUCUAGUCUCACUGUUACAGUGACACUGCCUGAAGAAGGAACUCAGCUGGAUUGCUGGGAAUCCGUUUUCCCGGGAAAUCUUGUGAUCCUGAAGAAUAGAGCAGCUCCACAGUCAGUCAGCAGGAUGAACAGAGGAGAACGAGUUUACACCCAAAACCAUCCCACAGGACGGCUUCAGAGAAGUGGAAGACAAACUAACCAGUUUUUGAAGAGAUGGUUUAACAGCAGGUAUCACCUUCUAUGGGUACUUCUGCUCCUGCUUGUGGUCUGUUUCACCAUUCAGAUGUUUGGUACACAGUCGCCUUGGGGAGCCAAGCUGACAGGACUCCUCCUUCUGAGAACCUCCAUCAGCAAGCAGAACCUGCUUCCAACUGUCCCAGCGGACCUCGAACACAACCAGAAACCGAGAUCAGAACAAACCACAAACCUUCAUCGUGAGAGUGAGGAGGACGAGGAGUCUUCGCAUGACCCACUGCUGAAAUGUGUGCAGAAAGUCAUCAACGUAGUUGCAGGAUCUGGCAAAAUGCUCAUCAGCACUUCAACCAGGGUUUUAAACUCUCAUAGAAACAAAAGUCAUUCCAAAGAAACCUGUGUCCCAAAGUCUCACAUUGUUUUUCUUAAGACGCACAAAACAGCCAGCAGUAGCAUCUUAAACAUUUUAUAUCGCUACGGCGAGAGCAGGAACUUGACAUUCGCCCUCCCUCGGAACAAACACAGCCAGAUGUUUUACCCGACCUUCUUUGCUUCACGCUUUGUGGAAGGCUUUAACAGCAGAUGUGGGCGAGACUUCCACAUCAUGUGCAACCACAUGAGAUUCAGAAAAUCAGAGGUGUCUAAAGUGAUGCUCCAGGAAACAUUUUAUUUCUCCAUCCUGAGACAUCCUGUAGCAAUGAUGGAGUCCAUCUUUGCUUACUACAACACCAUAGCAGCCUUUAGUAAGACUCGCCGCCUGGAGGACUUCCUGGACAGCUGCUGGGAGGACUACAAGUCCUCUGUGAGGAACAACCACUACGCCCACAAUGUCCUGGCCUUUGACUUUGGCUUUGACAACAAUGUUGCAGAUGGAGCUGAACAUCUGAAUGAGAGAGCUGCAGAGGUUGUUGCAGCUAUAGAAAGAGACUUCCACCUUGUUCUUAUUUCAGAUUACUUUGAUGAGUCCAUGAUCUUGCUCAAGCACGCCCUCUGCUGGUCGCUGGAAGACGUGGUCUCGUUCAGGCUGAACAGUCGCAGUGAACAAACUCGCCACAAAGUUUCAGCUGAAACAGCAGAAAAAAUUAAGAGGUGGAACGCUUUAGACUGGAGCAUUUACCUUCACUUCAAUGCCACCUUCUGGCACCAAGUGGGGAGUCUGGUGGGGCAGGAGCAGAUGAAGAGGGAAGUGUCUCAGCUCAGAGAGCUGCGGGCCAAACUAGCCAACACCUGCCUAAAAGAUGGGGGGCCAGUUAACCCAUCAAAGAUCAAGGAUCCAGGCCUGAAGCCGUUCCAGUAUGGAGCAGCCGUGAUCCAAGGCUACAACUUAAACCCACAUCUAGACAGAGACACCAGAACCAAAUGUCUGAGGCUCAUAACUCCUGAACUGCAGUACACACGUCUUCUGUACACUAAGCAGUUCCCAGAUCUGGCAGCUAAACAUACACCUAAAGCACAAUAGCUACGCUGAACAAAAGAAGGCUUGCACAAAGUGCCUCUCAGAAAAUAAAUGAAAACCUUGUGAAAUAAUACACAACACUGGAGUUUGUGUUAAUUUCACUCAGGGAAUGUGUUGUGAAUGACUCUCAGCUCCAAACACAUCAAAUGUCAGCAAACCUCUGUAAAUGUAUGGAGUCAAAGCCGUUACUGUGUGAAUUAACUAGCCGAAGUGGCAGAAGCUCAUCCAAUGUUUGUUUCUGAGUUACAUAAAAAUGUGUCUGAUGGAUCUGGAGAUAUUUACUACAGACUAAUGAGCACACACCCCUUUAGCCAUUCCAUCAUAAUAAAACAUUUAUACAGUGACCAUAAAUGUGGACUCAUACUGCUCAUCACACCAGUUAUUAAUGGUGAAUGUCCCGUUCACCAUCUUGUUUAAGGUUGUUUGUGUUGAAACAUGUGACCAUGGAUCCUCACAGGUUUGUUUUCAUCGAAACGGUCUGUCGUUUCUUCUGUUAGUUUGUAUUUCACACUGAUUGUGACAAUGGUUCACCAAAAAGUGAGAGACUUUCUUUUUCUCCAUCAGCGAUCUGUAGUCACAACAUUAUGUAUGUAUGUGAAAAUAAUAAAACGGUCUAAAGGGA
Molecule: messenger RNA, 3764 nt
Organism: Nothobranchius furzeri (turquoise killifish)
Lineage: Eukaryota; Metazoa; Chordata; Actinopteri; Cyprinodontiformes; Nothobranchiidae
Gene: gal3st2
Product: galactose-3-O-sulfotransferase 2
Biological process (GO): glycolipid biosynthetic process
Cellular component (GO): membrane
Molecular function (GO): galactosylceramide sulfotransferase activity
Source: RefSeq, a predicted model, not a curated record